Molecule: messenger RNA, 3615 nt
Organism: Closterium sp. Naga37s-1
Lineage: Eukaryota; Viridiplantae; Streptophyta; Zygnematophyceae; Desmidiales; Closteriaceae
Source: the annotation of a GenBank genome assembly
AUGGGGAGCACGUUCGGCGAGCUGGGGUACGCGUGCGCGAUAAACGUGGCGGUGCUGGCGGGCAUGCUCGUGGCAUACACGAUUCUCUCCAAGCAGCCGCUCAACGCGCGGGUCUACUUCACCAAAUGGUUCUCCCUCGACGACCGGGUGCGUGCCGCCGCUUCGCGCUGCCCCGCCGCUGCUCCGAAACCUCGCAGCCCUCGUAGGACCGUCUCGGCUCGUCCACGGGAAGCAUCCCCCGGGCUCGCUGUGUGCCCGCCAUGCCGCAACCCCGUGCCUGCUGCAUCCCUGCGCGCCUCCCCGCGUGGCGUGCCAUGCGGAGACGCGCGCUGUGGAGCGCACGCCGGGACUCAACGCGUCGCCGAUGGCCCCUCACUGUACAACCAUCGCCCAUUCUCCCGUCGCAUCUCACCACGGCCCUCCCUCUCUCCUGCCCCUGCCCCUCCCUGCCGCUCCCUGCCCCUCCCUGCCGCUCCCUGCCCCUCCCUGCCGCUCCCUGUCCCUCAAUGCCGCUCCCUGUCCCUCAAUGCCGCUCCCUGCCCCUCAAUGCCGCUCCCUGCCCCUCAAUGCCGCUCCCUGCCCCUCAAUGCCGCUCCCUGCCCCUCAAUGCCGCUCCCUGCCCCUCAAUGCCGCUCCCUGCCCCUCAAUGCCGCUCCCUGCCCCUCAAUGCCGCUCCCUGCCCCUCAAUGCCGCUCCCUGCCCCUCAAUGCCGCUCCCUGCCCCUCAAUGCCGCUCCCUGCUGACGGGGCACGUGAAGGGGAAUGGGAGAAGCACGAGGCGGAAGCAGCGGAGAAGUACGAGAAGGUGAAGAUGAAGGGCAACGUGGUGAAGCGCCGCCAGUGGCUCAACCUCUCGCUGCGCUCCUACCGCCACGCCUUCUCCUGGGUGGGCGUGGCCCUCGCCAUGCCCGAGCGCGAGCUCAUCGCACAUGCUGGGCUCGACAACGUCGUCUUCCUGCACACGCUCAAGCUGGGCUUCAAGAUCUUUGGGCCAAUCCUGAUAGUGGCGGCGGCGGUGCUGGUGCCGGUGAACUACCUGGGAGGGGGGCUGCAGCAGCAGGCGCAGAGCGACCCCGACCUCUACUACAGCGACAUUGACAUGCUCUCCAUCGCCAACAUCCCCAACCAGUCGUCUCUGCUGUGGGUGCACGUGGCGAUGGCAUGGCUGUUCAACGCGUGGGCGCUGUACAUGAUGCGGUUGGAGCACCGCACCGUCGCUGACAUGCGCCUCGACUUCCUUGCCGACCAGCAGCGCGCCCCCAACCAGUUCACUGUGUUGGUGCGGCAGGUGCCGAAGCACCCAAUCAAGACGGUGCCGGAGCAUGUGGACCACUUCUUCUCAGUCAACCACCGCGGCCACUACCUGCUCACCCAGCCAGUGUACAACGCGAACCGGGUGGCGCGGCUGGAGAAGAAGCGCGGCAAGCUGGAGAACAAACUCACAGAGCUGCACAUCAAGCUCGAACGCUGCCCCACUAAGCCGCUCACCGUCCGGAUGGGGUUCAUGGGGCUGGUGGGGGAGAGGGUGGAUGCCAUACAGCACUACCAGGACAAGCUUGAAGAACUCUGUGACGAGAUCAUAACGGAGCGAGAGCGCGUGAUAAGCGACCCAGCCAGCACCAUGCCAGCGGCCUUCGUCUCCUUCUCCUCGCGUUGGGGCGCAGCAGUGGCGGCGCAGACUCUGCAAUCAAAGAACAGCUCGCACUGGAUCACGCAGUGGGCGCCGGAGCAGCGCGACGUCAAGUGGAGCAACCUGCCCAUCCCGUACGAGCAGCUGGCCGUGCGCCGCGUGCUCGUGCUGCUGGCGGCGGCGUCUGUUGUCUUCUUCUACACCAUCCCAGUGGGCUUCGUGCAGUCGCUGGCGAAUCUGGACAACAUCAGCCGCUACAUGCCGUGGCUGCAGCCCAUCCUCAGCAUCCCCGUGGUGAACGCGCUCAUCACCGACAUCCUCUCGGGCCUCGCCCUCAAGCUCUUCAUGGCGUUACUGCCCUACCUGCUCAUCUUCCUCGCGUCCCUGGAGGGCCACGUGAGCCUGUCACAGAUCGACCUGGCAGCCACCGGCAAGUACUUCUGGUUCAUCAUCGGCACCGUCUUUGUCACCAACGUCAUGGGGGGCGCGCUCAUGUCCGCCACCUACGACCUUUCCGAGCACACCACCAGCAUACCGCAGAUCCUGGGGGCGCGCAUCCCCAUGAAGGCCACGUUCUUCAUGACCUUCACCAUGGUGGACGGCUGGGUGGGCAUGGGGGGAGAGGCGCUGCAGGUCUGGUACCUGCUGCUCUUCCAACUCAAGAGCUCACUGCUGGUGCGCACGCCAGCGGACAGGAUAAAGGCCAUGAAGGCACGCCCCCUCCGACUCGUCGACACGCUCUCGCAGGUGGAGCUCUACUUCCUGCUGCCCUUUGUCUACUGUGUCACCAACCCGCUCUACCUGCCCUUCGCCCUCGCAUUCUACAUCCUCGCCUUCGUCAUUUACCGCAACCAGAUAAUCAACGUGUACUGUCCACGGUACGAGAUGGCGGGGGCGUUCUGGCCGCACUUCCACGCGCGGCUGGUGGCGGCCAUGCUGGUGCAGCAGGUCACGCUGGGCGGCAUCCUCUCCCUCAAGGACGCGCCCUCGCAGGCGUGCUGCCUCAUCCCACUGCCGUUCGUCACCAUCAUCGUGCACUGGGCGUUCAUCCGCGGCCAGUUCCACAGCACCUUCUCCAAACUCGCCCUCGAGGAGGCGAAUCGCAAGGACACAAUAGACCGCACGGUGCACCCCAACGAGGACCCGCACUCCUUCCUGGCACGCGCCUACCUGCACCCCUCGCUGCAGUCCGCCUUCACCAUGCUGGAUGGCGAUGAGGAGGAGGGUGGUGCAGGCGGUGACGACUCCUCUUCCUCCUCCUCCGAUGAUGAUAAGGACGGGGAUGAAGAGGGUGGCGGGAAGAAGUCAAAGCAUGCCGACCGGCACGCACAAACUCGUCUUGUGCCGGUGAAGCGGCAUCCAUUUUCCAGCAGUGCGCAGGCCUCUCCUGCUGUGCGAAUGGGUUCGGAUGGGUUGGAAGCGGUGGCGGGCACAAGCCCUCCUGCACACCUCCGUCCCAGGAGUGUGUCAGACGGGCCAGGGAGUUCAGCUUCAGCUGCUGCAGCUGCCGUGUCUGCAGUGACCUCCGCUGCUGCAGCUGCGGCUUCUGCUGCCUUUGCCGCCGCUCGCAGUGCAGCCAGCAGUGGCGCUGCUGCCUUCAGUGCUGCCAGCUCGGGCCGUGUGGCUGCUGAUGCUGACGCCAGCACCCACACACCCCAUGGCAUUCCACCUGCCAGCCGUGACCGGUCCAGUGAGGCCUCGCCGUACCACUCAUGUGAGCUCGUCUCAGUUGUUGUCGACGGUCCCGAGGACGUUUCCCAGAACGUUCCUCUCUCCACCUCUGCAGCGCAUCCUGUGGGUGAUGCGGUGGUGCAGGGGGGAGCAGCAGCAGCCAGUGCGGGGAUGACAGGUGGCAGCCGGGGGGAGAGGAAGCCGUCGCCGCAAACAGCAGGGACAGAGCCGCUCUUGGCGGGCGGAGGUGGGGAUCGGGGUGGGGAGAGCAGUGGGAUCGGAAAGGCGGUUGGCGUGCCCGUGUUUAGAUUAUGA